GUUGACGUCUACGUGGUGAGGUUUGGAACCACUAACCCGGUUGUACACUUAUCACCAUGGUUGAGACCCGUAGUGGGAUGGAGACUAGCCCCUACACCACUGAGCAGCAAGAAAAGAUGGCCGUCUUAGUCAGAGAGAACAAGGAGAGAAAAGAGCGUGAAAAGCAAGCCAAGCUGAAGGCUAUCGCAGACGAGCAGGCGGCGAAGAUGAAGAGAUUGGAGGAAGAGAUGAAGAGGGUACAACAGGAGGAGGAAGAAAGAAGAAAAGUUGCUGAAGCAGAAGCAACAGCAGAAGAAGAGAAAGAGAGGAUGAGGAUUGAGAGUGGAGAAGGGAGUAGUGGUGGCACGAUGACGAGGGAGACAAAUACAGGGCUGGAGAAGAGGAUCAGAGAGUGGGUCGCUAAUUUUUCGUUGGGAGAAGACAAGGAGGCGGAGUCCUAUGUGACUAAGGAUGAGAAGGCUGCGCUGGCCGCUGAGCUAGCAGCCAUGACAGACCCGAUGGAACGAAGAGAGAGGGAAGACGAACAAAAGUUAGCAUGGAAGUUGAGAAUGAAGAGGGAAAUGAAGAGGAGGAUAGAGGAAGUGAAUAAGAUGACCGCAGCAGUGGCAAAGGUGCAGGAGUGUAGAGCGGAGGGUGCCAAAGCUGUAGCCGCUGUAGAGGGAGAGGCCAGACCCCGUAAGGACCCAGUGAAACUCAAGUUCCCAGAUGCGUACGGGGGGAAGAAGGAAGAGAACUUUGACAACUGGGAAGCCAGUGUCAACAGUUAUAUUUACUUGCAGCAUAUCCUAACAGAGGAGCAAGUCCUCGUGGCCUUCCASGCCCUGAAGGACGAAGCGGCUAGCUUCGCCAGGUMUCUCGCGCGUACAGCCGGUUGUGAAAACAACCUGGUUGCAUAUUCCAAAGUCACUCCUCUUUCCCAAUUCCUCAAGCUCCUCAAGGAGCGKUUCGCUGACCCAACGMGAGGCAUWAGAGCCUCUGAYAAGCUCCRAACGAUCCACUCMCGRCAGUGGAGGAGUGCYAAGGCACUCAAGGGUACUAUGGACGACUUGGUAGCUGUCCCGGACCACGGGGUCACUGAGCCCCAGCUGGUCCAGUUGUUUUAUCGUGCCAUUCCAGAGGCCCUACGCGGGCAUUUCUUUGACAAGUCUCAGCAGGCCGGCAUCACAUACGAUCAAUUGAGUAGGGAGGUCGUCCUCUAUGAGUCAAAGUCUGUGCCAGUUACCACUUUCUGGCAUAAGCACCUGGAGAAGGGGAAGAAGUGGAAGAAUCGUACUAUCUCAGGCCAAGUAAAGGCCAAGGAUCACAUGAUCCUAACGUUAGAGGAAGGUGGUACUGAUGAGGUCCCGUAUGAUCAGAUUGAGUGGGGCCUUGAAGAUGAUGGCAGUAGUGUGGGGCAGGGGAGGUCUUACGCUGCUCUCGCGGCUGGAGGGAGGCCGCAAGGAGGAGGAGGCUAGGGCCAAAGGGGCCAGGCCAUGGGAGGCCGAGGACCGGGUGCACAGGGGGUUGGCGGACAGGGAAACCGCCAAGCGGGAGGUAGGGGUCAAGGUCCCCCGUCAAAUCACCAGGUAAUCGGUCCCCACAACGAAGAGGUGGAAGAGCACCUCAAGGAGGUUGGCACCCAGGCUUGCCACAGGGCAGGCCUUGGGAAUGGCAGGAACGCAUGAACAUGGGCCAGUGCGUAUUCUGUGGUGACCCGGCCCACGUUAUCAAAUUUUGUCC
This is a messenger RNA of Chara braunii, 1719 nucleotides long. NCBI's taxonomy places the organism in Eukaryota, Viridiplantae, Streptophyta, Charophyceae, Charales, Characeae. The record is from the annotation of a GenBank genome assembly.